AACACGAGCGAAACCUUCCUUCCUCUGUGACAUUACCUGAGAACUUCCUCCUUUGUUCUUUCUGGUUUACAUAGAAAUGUUUUAAAAUGCUUUCCAUUUAUGAAUUGUACUUUAGUGAUAGAACUUUGACAUGGAGAUGACAUUAAAGUGUAAAAAGUGCAGGAUCAACCUGAUAGAAAGUCAGCACGGCCUGUUGAACGGCCACAACGAGUCAGCAGACUAUUCAAGGAUCAACCAACCGUACCUGAACGAAAAGUGCCAAGACGAGACUUUCUCGGCGUUUUAUUUACCGGAAGACAAAUACCCGCAGUGGGUUUCGGACGCUGUGACUGAUCUAAACUGGGUGUCUGGAAAGCUCAAAUGUCCUGGGUGCUCAGUGACCGUCGGCUCUGUGGACUUUGUCGCAGGGAGGAAAUGCUCCUGCGGGAGCAACAUUCUCCUCCCUGUGAAAAUUAUCAGGAGCAAAGUUGACCCACACUUGAUUAAACACUAAUUAAAUUAAAUAAAAGUGUCAUGUUUUAAUGACUUUUUUACCAACCUGAA
Messenger RNA from Cimex lectularius (bed bug), 543 nucleotides. Its product is annotated as E3 ubiquitin-protein ligase RNF180-like. NCBI's taxonomy places the organism in Eukaryota, Metazoa, Arthropoda, Insecta, Hemiptera, Cimicidae. The transcript has 2 exons. The record is from RefSeq and is a predicted model, not a curated record. Gene Ontology annotation, cellular component: endoplasmic reticulum membrane. The coding region runs from base 131 to 493 and encodes 120 amino acids. Gene Ontology annotation, molecular function: ubiquitin conjugating enzyme binding; ubiquitin protein ligase activity. Gene Ontology annotation, biological process: positive regulation of proteasomal ubiquitin-dependent protein catabolic process; norepinephrine metabolic process; protein polyubiquitination.